UGCUUUAUGACUAAUUUUCGACUGAUAAAUAGUCGGAAAAUUUCGACUAGCAUUCAGACUCGCUAUACGAUGUUAGCGGAAAUACCGAUUGAUUUCAUACUAAAAAAGAAAAAUCGACUAAAUUUAUUUCCACUGUUUAAAAUGUCGAAAAUUAGUCAAUAUAGAGGUAUUUUUUGUAGUGUCUUAGCUAAAUGGUGCAUUAGUAGAAUUGCAAUCUCAAUUGGAGCAAAUACAAAGUUCUCUAAAUAAAAAUCAUGUGUAUAAGCCUCACUUAAAUGUACUAUUUUCUUAGUCUAUCAUAUAAUUUAAAAAAACUUACCCCUAUAUUUUUAGAAUGCCAGUGUAAUGAAGUUUUCAACUUUCAUUGAAUAAAAUCCUAAAUUUUGAUUUCCUCUUAAUUUAGAAAACAAAUAUGUGAUUGUGAAAAAAAGUCGAGGAAAUCAGGGGGCGAGGGGUAAGGUAAGCACAAGGGCAAAUGAGUUUUUUGAUCACAUUUGAUUUGAUGCACCAACGUAAAACAAGACAAGACAAAAUCGUCGUAAGAUUAAAUUGCGAUUACUGGUUGGCUGGUGGUGCCUUUUAUCUCUCGUUUCACGUUGCAAUGGUUGAGAUAGAAGGCCCCACCGCCACCAGAAAAACCGAAGGCCGACGAGUCAUGGUUGUUGCCGAUCCUACUAGAGAGUCCGCAGGUGCCUUACAAUAUGCAUUAUCUCAUGCAAUACUAGAAAAGGACGAGUUAAUCCUAAUGCAUGUAGUGAGCCCUUGCCCUAGGAAAGGGGCAUUUGGGUUGCAUUCAUUAAGCUCAAUUUUUCGAAAGCAGAUUGAAACUUCCUCUAAUAACUCCGAGAGUCCUACAGAAGGCGGUGGUGGUGGGGGUGAUGGCGGAGUCAGUGGAGGUGGUUUAUUCGGUGAUGGCGGUGUAGGUAUUUUUGGUGGUGGCAUUGGCAUUUUUGGAUUGAAUGGAGUCAUGGAAGGUAAUGGAAAUGCAGAUUUCUUAAAAGUUAUGAAGAAGACAUGUCACAAAGCACGUCCAAAUAUGGACGUACGAGUGGAAAAAGUUGAACAAGGUUGCACGGACAAGGCUACUACCGUUCUUUCUCAAACUAAGUUGUUAGCUAUUGAUCUUUUAAUCAUUGGUCAACGUCGAAAUCUUCCAAAUAUCUUUUUAGGAGCUAAAAGAAAUGGAGGACUAUUUCUAGGAGCAUCAAAAGUAUUAGACACAGCAGAGUUUCUAAUUGAAAACAGUAUAUGCAAUUGUGUUGGAGUACAAAAGAAGAGCCAAAAUGCAGGUUAUCUUCUCAACACUCGGUCCCACAAGAAUUUCUGGCUGUUGGCAUAAUAUUAUUAAUGACUAAUAAUUCAACAACAAAAGCACACUCUCCGAAUUCGCCAACAUUUCUGUUUUAGAGGGGAGUAACUUUUGGUGUCACAAAAGGAUCCAAGCCUCAUUACAACACACCAGAGCUCCAUGAGACAAACCCAGCACAGAUGAUAUUAGUAGCAGUUCAUAAGAAUCAUACAUCAAUAAAUUAGAUGCAAAUAAGGCAGUGAUCAUAGUUACAAAGAUUCAUAGCAUAUUUUUUGCAGAACAUGAGAAAUUUGAUGUCACAUUGCAGUUUUGUUCAUGGAUUAGGGAUCUUUGUAUGCUUAUUGACAUCUAAGUUUAAUGAUGUAUUCAGAAUCAACAGAGAAAUAUUCUCAAUGGUAUAUAUGAUAA
Amaranthus tricolor (Joseph's coat) is the source of this 1717-nucleotide messenger RNA. RefSeq lists its product as uncharacterized. The record is from RefSeq and is a predicted model, not a curated record. Lineage: Eukaryota; Viridiplantae; Streptophyta; Magnoliopsida; Caryophyllales; Amaranthaceae. The coding region runs from base 476 to 1339 and encodes 287 amino acids. The transcript has 4 exons.